AUGUUCUUCCCCUUCCUGUGGCAUAAUUUCAACAGUCAGGGAAAGCAGGUCUUGAAAGCUCUAACUUGGGUCCUAACUCAGGAAAGGGAAUUUAUAGGAAGCAGUAGUGGGCGAGAGAUAUGGCCAGUCUCUUCUACUUUUCACAUUAAAAAAAGUGUUGCGUAUCCUGAGUCUGAGAGUUCUGGGCUACUUGAAAAUAAGAAUAGCUUCUCAUUCUUUGUUGGACCACCUGCAAAGAGCAUUCAUGCUUCCUGUUGCCCAAGUAUUGUGAGGCUGUUGGAUUUUUGGGGCAGGAGAUGUCAGUAUCUGGUUCCAGCAGAGCAGACGUCACAGUAA
Molecule: messenger RNA, 336 nt
Organism: Rangifer tarandus platyrhynchus (Svalbard reindeer)
Lineage: Eukaryota; Metazoa; Chordata; Mammalia; Artiodactyla; Cervidae
Source: the annotation of a GenBank genome assembly